Messenger RNA from Pangasianodon hypophthalmus (striped catfish), 4561 nucleotides. It is a transcript of the gene pank1b, whose product is annotated as pantothenate kinase 1b. Gene Ontology annotation, molecular function: ATP binding; pantothenate kinase activity. The transcript is spliced from 7 exons. Gene Ontology annotation, cellular component: cytosol; nucleus. Gene Ontology annotation, biological process: coenzyme A biosynthetic process. The record is from RefSeq and is a predicted model, not a curated record. Bases 309 to 1703 code for a protein of 464 amino acids. Lineage: Eukaryota; Metazoa; Chordata; Actinopteri; Siluriformes; Pangasiidae.
GCCGUGACGUUUCACUCGGCGCGUGACGUCACCGACCGGCUGUUUGACUCGGAAGCUGCAAUGCUCGACAGAAACGCGUGAGGAAAGAAAAAUGACCGCCAGCGACCUCGAAUUCACGUCCUAGAAGGAAAAAAGAAAACAUUUUCCUUUCACUUAUCAGUGACAGCUGAGUACGACAGCCUUCAGUCACUUCUGACUAGCUAAAGGGCUUCACCGCGGUUCACUGUAGCGUCGUCGAAGGUACACAGUUAAACCGUAGCGUUGAGUCUUCCAGCGGUCGCUGCGUGCUCCCAUUACGGUGUGAAGCUAUGGAGAAUACCAAAACACCCGAACAUAAUGGAGCAGCUACACACUACACCAACGGGCUGCUGAACGGCUUUCACCCGGCGCAGUCUAGUCCGAGCGGAGGUGGCGUUAGUGUCGGUGGUUUAGGAGGUGGAGGAGGUGGAGGAGGAGAUGACAGUGGCCCGAACUGUAGCGGUGGCCAUAAUGGUAUUGAAAAUUUCCACCAUCUUCUUCACCAUCAGGAUGUCGCGCACAGCCACGGCUCUCCUGCUAAACGCUGCAGGCUCCGCAGACGGAUGGACUCGGGGAGAAAACACCGACCCCCCUUCCCAUGGUUUGGCAUGGAUAUCGGAGGCACUCUGGUGAAGCUGGUCUACUUCGAACCGAAGGACAUCACAGCAGAAGAGGAACAGGAGGAAGUGGAGAGCCUGAAGAGCAUCCGCCGCUACCUAACAUCCAACGUGGCCUAUGGCAACACGGGCAUCCGUGAUGUGCACCUGGAGCUGAAGAACCUGAUCAUGUGUGGCCGCAAGGGCAACCUGCACUUCAUCCGUUUUCCCACACACGACAUGCACAGCUUCAUCCAGAUGGGCCGUGACAAGAACUUCUCCAGCCUGCACACCACGCUGUGUGCUACUGGAGGGGGAGCCUACAAGUUUGAGGAGGAUUUCAGGACGGUGGCGAAUCUGGAGCUGCAGAAGCUGGACGAGCUGGACUGUCUGAUCCAGGGCCUGCUCUACGUCGACUCUGUCGGUUUCAACGGCCACCCAGAGUGCUACUUUUUCCAAAACCCCUCUGAUCCUGAAAACUGUGUCAAGAGGCCAUGUUGCCUUGACAAUCCCUUUCCCAUGUUGCUGGUAAACAUCGGCUCAGGGGUCAGCAUCCUGGCAGUUUACUCCAAAGACAAUUACAAACGGGUCACAGGCACCAGUUUGGGAGGGGGUACGUUUCUCGGUUUGUGCUGCCUGCUGACCGGCUGUGAGACGUUUGAGGAGGCUUUAGAAAUGGCGGCGAAAGGGGAUAGUACAAACGUCGACAAGCUGGUAAAGGACAUUUACGGUGGUGAUUAUGAGCGCUUUGGUCUUCAGGGGUCUGCUGUUGCAUCCAGUUUUGGUCAUAUGAUGAGCAAGGAGAGACGUGAUAGCAUCAGCAAAGAAGACUUAGCCAGAGCUACUCUUGUCACCAUAACAAACAACAUCGGUUCCAUUGCCCGCAUGUGUGCUGUGAAUGAGAAAAUCGAAAGAGUUGUAUUUGUUGGGAAUUUCCUGCGAAUCAACACAGUUUCUACAAAGCUGCUAGCUUACGCCAUGGACUUUUGGUCAAAGGGACAGUUGAAAGCCCUGUUUUUGGAACAUGAAGGUUAUUUCGGGGCUGUUGGUGCCUUCCUAGAGCUACUGAAGAUGACGGAUGACCUCUGAGGCAUUGAAGAACUCCUGAACUUUCUAACCAGAAGCUGCUGUAAGAUGUCAAAGAAAGCCUCCUCCUAUAACCAGGAAAAGCCAAGUCAGCUAUCUAAGAUGAUGUCUGUAUACUUCUUCCCUGUUUGAAAGCUUAAUGCAAGCCUAAUCUAGGUACCUGUAUCGGGUUUGGAGAGUAUUUUGUGUAUUUGCCACUAAUAAGAACGGUACAGUCUGCUGUAAGACAACAUGAAGAUGGUUAUGUCAAUAGACAAUGCCCCAUAAGCCAAAAUCUGCUGAUUUUUAGACUGAUGCUGAGCACUUCUGCAAAAUCCUUGUUGUGUUGUAUGUUUUAAAUAUUUGGCAUAGAACAUGACUUAAUAGAAGUAAUAGAUACAAAGUGAUGUACUUUGUCUCUUCCACCUUAUCUUAAGUCAUGGUUCCAUUGUAUUAUAGUCUUCUUUACCUUGUUCAAAAUGUUUCAGUGAGAUUUUGGCUAACUUUUGUGGUUUUAAAGGUCCAAUAAGUAAGAUUUUGCCAUUAACACUUAAUGGUAGAAUAUAUAACAGAAUAUUAAGGAAAGUGGCUAUCACUUCAUUGUCAUAGGGAUAGGCUGAUCGCUGUAGUAACAAGAAGUGAUUUAUGAUCUGGGCAAUUGACUCCCUUUUCCCUUCAUACCGGCCACACUGGAGUUAUGUCCAGUUCACAUGUUGCAAAAAAAAAACAAAAGAACAUGUGACCAACUAUGAUUAGCAGUUAGUCAGUAAUAUGCAAUGUACAGCAAAGCUGAUAAUUCUCUGAUUACGAUGUGAGCAUUACUAUGCACACCUCAGUAAACUAAACACUGUGGUCCAGCAUUAGUGUACACAAGAGACCUAGGCCUGAUCUCCAGGGCAGGAGAUUUGAGCAUAUUACUUACUGGACUUUCAUAUUUAUGUUUAAAAAAUUGUACAGUGUAAAUCAGUUCAGAAAAUCCAUAGGACAGAUUAGCAGUAUUAGCCAAAUCAAAUAUAUAGGCCUAUGUCAUUUUUGAGAUUUCUCCACCUGAAGAUUUAGAAGCUAUAAAUUUUGGGACCAAGAUUUUUGGUGUUUACUAAUCAUCAGCUUUUGAUUUGUUAGAUGAGUAGUUGAACGCUGAUUUAUUCAACAGUAACAGUACGCUCUAGUUUUAUCCAAAAGUCUGAGUGAUGAAUUGUUUGCCGAAUGACUACUCCUCUCACAUGACCAUAAUUCUUUUUAACCUUGAGAUGUACUUACACUGUAAUAGAUGUUCUUUUUUUUUAUUUGUUUCUAUUUAAACCAUAUUUUUGCAGAUUGUAUCAUUUUAGCAAUAGUCAUAUUCGUGGCAUUAUAUGAUGAUAUCAUAAUUUCACUUGAAACUCUAAAUUGAGCCUCUAAACAUGUCUCCUGCCUUUUUCCCCCGCCUUUCCAACAAAUGCCUUCAUCGACCUCUCUGUACUUUUCUCAUCGACACUCUGUAUGUUUCUUUUAAAGAAGCCCAGCAUAAUGUACCUUUAACAUGAGCAUGCACCUUUAAAUAGCCUUCUCCAAAGCUCCAUCCAGCAGUAAGAGUAGUGCUCUGUUUGGCUGAAUGCCGACUGAAUCCUGCAGACUGUGAAACAUGUUUCUACGAGAAAGUACCGGUGUGAAGAAGGGUUCCUUUAUCGCAGAGCGAUUGGAGCUGAGGCUGUUAGGUUGAAAGAGGGCUGGGAGUCUGUUGGGUUGAAAGUAGAUACUGAAAAUCUAGAUAGUCUGGAAGAUCCAGUCACUGUAACAAAUUCAUAAACACAGUGCUCCUAUUGGGAUGGUUUGUCUUUACUUUCCUCCAUUUUGUCUAUGUGUAGCUGCAUUUGCAAAGAAUGUGACGAAAGUUAAGUAUAUGCAGAAUAUCAGCAUUGCAAUUCUGCUGACCAACUUUGUAGUAUUUAAGGCAAAUAUACAGCGUGUUAAACUAAUCAUGGUAAAUGAAGUCAAACACUAGUAAUGCUUUCAUGUCACCUCAAAUGUCUAGUAUUCAAUCACCAGCUGUCAACAGCCACAUACACAUAUGUUAUGUCUAUUUAAAAUGCCUCAUACUCUGAAACACAUUUGUAGUUGAAGGCACAUGGACUUUUAAGCUUCUGCAAACAUUACAAUGCCAAUGGGAAUCACGCAUUCCCUUUUAUUGUGUAGAGAUUUGAACCUGUAUGUGAUGCUGGAGUUCAUUCUGUUUCCUUUACACAUUUUUCCACUUCAUCCUCCCAUUACCUCUUCUUAGUCCUCAGAAUUGCCUUAUGCUGUUGGUCACCAUUUUGACUUCUGAGUAUCUGUGUAUGCACGAUGGGAGUCCAACACAACACUUUUUUUGUUUCAAUCAAGUGUUACGGGGUGCCUUUUACUAAUGGAGACCAGACUUUUAUCUGUGCAUUUUCCUUCUUCAUCUAGAUGUCAUUGUAAAAAGUUAAUGUUGAGUUGGUCUGUUCGUGUUUUUUUUUUUAAUUCAGGAAAUUGAAUCCAUAUGUUAGUACACACUGUUCUAAGCUCUGAGUCACUGCAAACUAAAACUACACCAGGAAGAGUAUGAAUACAAAGCAGUGUGAGACAAGUUAAGGCACUACGGUCUUUCCCAUUAAUGUUGAAUGUGUGCUUUGUACCAGGCUUUGUGUGUCUGCUUAAUGCAUGAAUGGUAGGGCUUAGCUUAUCCUCAAGCAUGUUCAUUUUCUGUUUUUGUUUGCUCGUUUGUUUCUUAAUCCGAAGGGUAUUUCUUGAUUGUUUUUUGGUUUUCCUUGUUUUGUUUUUGUUUUUUUACAUUCACACCAGCCUGUUUAGUCAUAGUAAAUGCAUUAUCAUCUCAAACCUUUAAAGAGUUGACAUGAUUUAAUAAUAAAAUCCUUCCAGAA